This is a messenger RNA of Tigriopus californicus, 1803 nucleotides long. RefSeq names its product transmembrane protein 231-like. The coding region runs from base 561 to 1538 and encodes 325 amino acids. The record is from RefSeq and is a predicted model, not a curated record. Gene Ontology annotation, cellular component: ciliary transition zone; ciliary membrane. Gene Ontology annotation, biological process: regulation of protein localization; cilium assembly. The transcript has 6 exons. NCBI's taxonomy places the organism in Eukaryota, Metazoa, Arthropoda, Copepoda, Harpacticoida, Harpacticidae.
CCGUAGAGGCUUAAUGUGCGUUUUGAGAGCACCUUUAAGCUCUCGAAAAUCCAGGCUAGUUCGAACAAUGAAGUCUUCUUUCUUGCCAGUAGCGGUAGGGAAGUUUGCAAAAAAAAUCCCCAAUGGAUAUUGCUGAAAAUUGCUUUGACAAGGCUCAUAUAGUUAAGCAAAUCUGAUAGUGGAAGUGGUAUAACUGUGAAUCUAGGGGCUAUUUUAACUUUAUGUCAAUAUGUCGAAAGGCACUCGUACAAGACUGAUUGAAAAAAAGAUGAUCCACCACCGUAUGGCGAAUUCUCUGUCACGAUCAAAAGAGCUGGAAGCGGGAAUUGUUCCUUUUUGCACUAUGAAACGGUUGACGUCCUACAAGUUCUUCCUUCCACUUUAGAAAGCACCAACAGAUUACCCAAUACCUGGAUUGUUCGAGUUAGAUGUAGCCUCUCGUAUCGGCACACUUACUUAAUGCUAAUGACUAAAAGAUCUACCUGAAUCUGCUCAAGCUGGCUUUCCACAUCCAGGUCUUUUUCGAAUCAGCUUGUCACAUCUUCCAAAAUAUCGUCAUAAUGUGGAAUUUGCACCAAGAACCCAUAAACAUUCGUUAUCAGGCAUCACCGUUCUCAAAAGCGGGGGUCUUCUACAUCUCCGCGCUGAUUCUCACUUUUAUUCCCCCAUUGUUGAUUGCAUAUCGAAGUCAAGGCUUUUGGCAGAGGGUGGAUACCUAUCGAGAGCAACCCGAAAUCCAUUUUCAACACGAACUCGUUCUCUAUCUGGAGACGCUACUGCCGGACAAAUCUUUGGGCUGGAGCACGUUCAAAAACUACAAUCAACUUCUUCAAGAUCGUGUGAGGGUCCCUUUCAUCCAGGAAAGUAUUCCUAUUCAUAGUAUGCAAGCUUGUAUCCUCCAUUGUACUCAAAAAAACUCGCAAACGUCGGAAACCGAUUGGAAUGGUGAUGGCAAGUUGGAUGGCUUAAAUCUGACCCUCACUAUUCCUAUUGCCAAUGAAGAACAAAUACGUGGAAUCACCCUACUCCUGCUCUUUGAUGUGAAAUUGCACCGUCUGUCUUCGGCUCGUUUGAGCGGGUUAGCCUUCAUUCAUGAGACGUCGGUGUUUGAUGGGUCCGGCAUCAGCAUGAGUGCAGACUUGGUUCUCCAUCAGAAGCAACCCGUGGCAUCCAAGGGUCGGGACUCAAGAUUCCGGGAGCCCAUUUUUGAUGGAUCCUCCUUGAACCCCGAGACAUUCAAGUUUUCAAAGGUGCUACAACAAUACGCGAAACGAAAUCUCACAACAAGGCUUUCCAAUCAAUAUUCCACCUGGACGAGGUGCGGUUCAGGGCUUAAUCAAGCAUUCAGUGUUGAUAUUCAAAUCCAAUAUCCCGAGCAAACAAUAUCCUAUACACCGGGAAUUUGGCAGGUUCUCAAAUGGGCUUGGGUCCAAUAUUUGUCCAUUGCCAUCGUGUUUAUGGCCAUUUUUCGCCAAUUCAGGUCACAUGUGUUCACUUCGCAAGUGUUCCCUGUGGUGCGCCGAAAAGAUACUUUCUAACCGAAUCCAAUCCAAUGCUACUUUCAGUAAUUUUUGCGCACUUCUACCAAUCUGAACGAAAACAAGUAAUACAUUUGUUUGGUUCGUUUGUGUCAAUCUCUUGUUUAUUUCAUCAUCAAUGAACAUUAGAAGCAUGAUUUUCGGUGUAGGUGUUCGUAUUGGGUGUUUCGCAAUGCCAGUAACUCGUAUGCACUUUGUUCGUCAUCUCCUGCAAAAACGAAUGUUGAGGUUCAUAAAUCAUAACUCACUGUCUCGAUCAUCGAUA